UAUACGUGUGUGUGUGUGCGUGGCGGAGGCGCCACGUCGGCAGAAGCGGAGAGGCUGCAGAUCCAGGACACGAGUGGAGCUCCGGGGAAACAGAUCCGCGCUGACGCCAAAAAACCCCGCUUUGAAGGAGAAGAAGGAGAAGAAGAGAGGGUUGCGGGUUCCAGCUCCGGCACUGCGGGGUGGCAGAGCAGCGGCCGCAGGUGAAUCCAGGUGGAGAAUCCAGGUGAAGCCCAGGUGUCCAGGUGUGCUCCAGCUCGGGAACCUGCUCGGGAACCUGCUCGGGAACUAUGGUGAAGGACGUGAACAGCGUGAACCUGGAGCCCCAGCCGGGGACCAGCCUGUCCUCCGACGACGGCGAUGCCGCCUGCAGCCUGCAGUCUCCAGAGGACUCCGGGAAGGACCACACCCCGGCCCCCCCAGGGAUGGUGUGGCGCGUCACCGGCGGCCUCUUCUCCGUCACCAGGGGCGUGGUCGGCGCCGCCGUGGGGGGCGUGGCCUGGGUGGGCAGCAAGAGCCUGGAGAUGACCAAGUCUGCCGUUACCACGGUGACCGCGGUGCCCUCCGUGGGGGCGGGGCUUGUGAAGGGCGGGGUCUCGGCCGUGGCGGGGGGCGUGUCCAGCGUGGGCUCCUCGGUGGCCGGCCGGGUUCCCUUCACGGCCAAGAGGAAGGACAAGGCCGAGUGACGGGAUGAUUGACAGGUCUGCCCCGCCCCCUGAGCCAACAGAGACGCUGAUCAGCUGACCAAUCAGACCAAUCAGACCAAUCAGACGCCGCCGUGCCUUCCCCGCCUCACCGGCGCCGCCGCGGGCGUCUCCACGAACGUUUUUACCCGUCUACGACCCGAGGCGGCUCCUCACUCCGCCGGCUGAUGUUCCCAGUUAAAAUGCUGAUUUAUUUUUAUUCUUUAGUCUUUGUUUAGUUUAGUUUUGCAGUGGUAUUAAAGUAUUAUUGAACCUGAUGACAGUUAACGUGUCCGUGGAGGGGGGAGUGGGCCCAGGACCUGGACCAGGACCUGGACCUGGACCCCCGGGACCCUCCGGUCCUCCCCACCGCUCUUAUCGUGAAAAAUGUCCUCAGAAAUCAAAGGUUGCUGGUUCCUCGUCUCCCCGGAGCUUCCCCUCGUACUGUAAUUCAGACCGAACAGUUUCACCGGAGGAAGCCGCAGCCGCUGCAGAAGGAUUCAACUCUGUGAAUGUCCUGUACGCAUUUUGUUGUUUUCCACUAUAUCAAUAAAGUAGUUUGAUGCUGAAAUAAA
Molecule: messenger RNA, 1255 nt
Organism: Cololabis saira (Pacific saury)
Lineage: Eukaryota; Metazoa; Chordata; Actinopteri; Beloniformes; Belonidae
Exons: 3
Coding region: 288-683 (131 amino acids)
Source: RefSeq, a predicted model, not a curated record